CGGCCAGAAUAGUAAGGAAAAAGAGAGGGGAAAGGAAGAAAAGGAAGAAGAGAGGGGGAAGGAAAAAUAAAAAAUAAAAAAAUUUGAUUUUGAUUUUGAUUUGAGUUUGGAUUCAGAACAAAGGAAGUGAUUUGAGUUUGGAUUUAGAACAGAGGAAGGAAGAGAGGGGAAGGAAGGAGAGAAAAAAAAAAAAAAUGGUGCCAAAACGACCUCGAGCCAUUCGGGCCUUGGUAAAUUCGAGCUACGAAUCGCUGUUGAAUUAUAUUACUCUAUUAGUUUUAUUUGUUCUAUGAAUACUCUAUUGCCUAGGGGAAAACUACAUAAGUCUAAGAUUUGAAUAGUGAAUAGUAAUCAAGCAUUCUUACUUGUUGAUUCACAUCUAGAAAGUAGCUAUUUGGGCCAUUUUGGAAAGUCGGCAAUGCUUUGCUAUCUUACAAUCUUAGUACUGACCAUCUUAAUUCAAUGGCAAGAUCACAAUUUUUUUCAUGAUUUUGCUUUUAGAUGAAGUGGAAAGACCUAAAAUGAAAAUGCUGUCUAAUUAGGUGAAGGAUCAUCUUUAGUUAUAAUGAACAUUAAACAUAAAUUUGUUUCUAGAUUAGGUCACCCUCAAAUUAGCUGCAUGAUUUUUUAAAUCUCAACCCCAUGCCAUUACUAUUUCGAUUCUUCCACCUCAAUCUAGAAACAAAAGAUGAGCCUCGAAGAAAAUUUGUUUGUGAUUUUUGGUCGUUUGCAACUCUCAGACACUUCCAAUGAAUCUUCAAACAUUUUAGUAUUUCAGGUAGGCAGUCAGGGAGGUAACAGGUUACAGGUGUCCACGGACUAUGAUUGCCAUUCUCAGGUUUCCAUUUCUCUUCUACCCCAUAUGCUUUUCUGGUUUUUAUGCAGAUCUCGGGUAGGAUUUCUUUCAGAACAGAUGUAGCUUUUGUAUCUGGAACUGGCUUAAAAGAUUCAAGACUUAAGAACGUCUCAGCAGCCUUACAGAUUGUCAAUGAGUACAAUGAACUUCUUACUACCCAGCUUGAGAACCAAAAAAUAUAUUUUGAGUCUUUACUGAGAGAAGUUGAAGAAGAAGCUGAAAGGGAAAUAUCUGAAGCCAUUGAGAAGGCUGCCAGUGGCAAUCAGAAACUGCAGAAGAUGCAAGCCAAGCUGGAUAAAUGUGAUCAAGAGAAGAAUUUUUUUGAUGAGAUGAACAAGAGUCUUUUGAAAAAUCAGGACAUAUUGAAGGCAAGCAUAGUGGAAAUUGAAGAAAGGGAGAAGAGGACUUUAAAACUGAAGGAUGAUAAAAUACGAGAAUUGGAGGAACAGCUCGGAAAUUUGAUGGUGUGCCUUGAGCCGGUAAUACUGUGGAACAGCUGUCAUAAUCAGAUGAAAUCAAGGAUGGCAGUAUCUUGCCAAUGCAAAUAGAGUCCUCAAGAAACAGCACUCAACGGUCCACACGGGCUGAUGCUUGGAGGAUAUUCUGGUUCCUGCUGUAUUAAAUCAAACAAAAUGACAACAUUUUUCCGGUUGAAAAAGUGGUCAAACAUUUUUUUUAAAAUUUUAGAUUUAAAGGGGAUUUGAUUUGCUAGUUUAGUUUAGUGAUAUCAUAAUAGAUGGUGAUAGCUAAUGAACGUUAACCAGCAUUCUUUGUAGUUAAUUUGGAGGUCCAUGUUUUUUUGGUAAAGCUGACUAUGUAAAGAACUACACGCUACCCGCACUUAUUGUAACUUUUUAUGUCCAAUAGAAAUGUCAAUAAAAUUGUGUACCAA
This is a messenger RNA of Camellia sinensis, 1748 nucleotides long. The record is from RefSeq and is a predicted model, not a curated record. NCBI's taxonomy places the organism in Eukaryota, Viridiplantae, Streptophyta, Magnoliopsida, Ericales, Theaceae.